Fraxinus pennsylvanica is the source of this 378-nucleotide messenger RNA. NCBI's taxonomy places the organism in Eukaryota, Viridiplantae, Streptophyta, Magnoliopsida, Lamiales, Oleaceae. The record is from the annotation of a GenBank genome assembly.
AUGGGUUUAAUUGGGAGAAAGGAGGCUUUUUUAAGGGUUCUUGCGAUUGUGUUCUUGGUGCUGACGGCCUGUCUAGUGGGAUUCGAUACCCAAACUAAACUUCUCUUCUAUACAAUCUCCCGAAAAGCAACCUUUAGGGACUUGAAUGCCUUAUUUGUUUUGGUAUGGAUUGAUUCUGCUGCUGCUAUAUACAAUCUGCUCCACAUAUUCAGAGGUUAUGUCUUGCCCGGUUCUAAAGAGGACUUAACAAGCAAUUACAAGUAUCUGGCUUGGGGUUUGCUCAUAUUGGACCAGGGUGUGCCAAGCUACCAUCCCAAGCAGGGAUGGGAGAUAUAUGAGGAACAAGGGUCAAGGGGGUGGGAAGAAGUUGGAGGCUAA